This is a messenger RNA of Penicillium brevicompactum, 1428 nucleotides long. RefSeq lists its product as uncharacterized. Gene Ontology annotation, cellular component: extracellular region. Bases 1 to 1428 code for a protein of 475 amino acids. Gene Ontology annotation, molecular function: IgE binding. The transcript has a single exon. The record is from RefSeq and is a predicted model, not a curated record. Lineage: Eukaryota; Fungi; Ascomycota; Eurotiomycetes; Eurotiales; Aspergillaceae.
AUGCGCUGGAGUGUCUCUACAUCACUCCUGGUGACAGGCCUAAUUGGAAACGCCUUUGCUGGUGUACACCACUAUCAUGCCCAUCGCCAUCGCCAUCAUCAUUUGAUCCAGCAUGGCCCGAAGUUGGACACCAGAGACAAGGCCCAGGAUGUUGCGGAGAAACUCCUAGACGACAUUGUGAUAGAGUCUACUACUGUCACAACAACAACGACCGUUCACGGAAACUGCGCGCCGACGAAUAAUCUAUUCAGUCACCUCACAAUCGUUGAAACAAAACCUAGUCCAACACACAGCCUGACACCCGCGCAACAUGAGUACCCGCAACCAUUGUGGAACCCAUUCGCGCCGAAUACAGAAUCCAUCGACACGCGGCCCACCCAGCCCGAGCUACCUGUCGUGAACCAAAAAGCACCCGAGCCCACUUCUACAACUUUCAUCACCAAGACGAUCCACAAGACCGCAACAGACACUGUGAGGGUCACUGUCCACCCGGAUUCCAGUCCUAUCCCAGUACCAGAUACACCGGCUGGGUUACCAUUCUCUGAAAAGAAGAUAGCUCUGGCAGGUACUCUUCCUCAAAACCCUUCAUCAGAAGAAAAAACCGUUCCGGCGAAGGCAGGUCCGCCUCCGCCGCCGCCGCCACCACCACCACCACCAAAGGAUAAAGGCGGCGCAGUCAACGCCGUACUCGACCUUCCAGGCCAGGUCUUGCCCGACAUCCCAGUCGUGAACCAGAUUAUCCCAGGCCCCAAGCCCCAGGGCCCAUCACCUGUGGAUUGGACCGAAACCCCACCAAAAGGCAAAUUCUCAACCAAGGGGUUCGGCGGACGAACACCCGGAAAAGGCACUGAGAUUCACUACCACGGCAACACAGGCAAGCCAUGGGGCAGCAACAUCAUCACAGUUAACGAAUUCGAAGCCCACCACUACAAAUACGUAACAAGAUUCACGGGCUCGAAUGACAAGCCCUGGACCGUCGUCGUGUGGAACAAAGUCGGACCUGACGGAAAACUGGAUGGAUGGUACGGUCACUCUGCAGUCACGUUUACUCUGGCGCCCGGAGAAACUCGCUUCGUUGCUUUCGACGAGGAUUCCGAGGGUGCAUGGGGUGCUGCGCCUGGUGACCAUUUACCGAAAGACCAAUGGGGCGGGUACUCCAGCACGUGGGGUGAAUUCUCAUUUGGAGAUGGUGAAAACAAUGGUUGGUCUGGGUGGGAUGUGUCUGCUAUUCAAGCUCAGAUCGCCAAGCAGCAUGUGCAAGGGAUGUCGAUUUGUCAGGCUGAUGGGAAGGGGUGCUCUGUGAUUACGCCGAAUGCGAAAAAGGUGGUGGAUGCUUAUACUGAGUCGGAGAAGCAUAAGGAUGGCAUUGGAGGUGCUGCGUCUCCUGGUCCUGUGCGGUUGAAUGUCAUUCUUGAUUAUCGAGGGUAA